UUUUGAGAGUGAAAUGUUCACAGCCAUUAAGGGAUCUGCAAUUUAAUUUCUCAUCAUGCUUAUUCUGUAGUUCACAUUAAGUCCAGAGUACUUAAGGAACUGAACAAGUGCACUCUGGACAUCAGAUUGUUGACCAUGGUGUUAACCAUGGCAUCUCAGGAUGCCCAGAACUUCUUCCAGCCUUUCUCUUCCUGGAUAUCCCGGGCUUAUGAAGCUCUCCAGCAAGUAGGAGAUAUAUUAUCUGCUUCACUGGUUCACUUAAGCAGAAAAGACUCUAAAUUGAGUGACAAGCUAGACCAGGACUUAGAUGAUAUGCAGAUUCAGGAAACUUACUUUGAAGAUGAAGAACAAGACAAUGAUUGGAGGCAAGAGGAUGCACAUUCCUUGUUUCUUGCAGAGGAUCAUUUCUCAUGUGGUAAUAGUGAUUUUCAGGACUCUGUCCAACAUUCAAGCCCCAGACUUAGCCAACAUGCAAAGGACUCAUGUUCUAUAAUAUCCCAGUCAUCCAGUCAGACGCUGGAGAGCCUGAAGCCCCCACAUGUGCUUUCUUCUGUUGCUGAGGAGGAACAUCACCUUGAAAAGCAAAUAUGUGGCCUUCAGCCUGGCUUUGACAUUCAGCUCCCUGGCACUUUAGGAAAAGGCAAUGGAACAAAGCAAGUUAACAGCUUUGGGGAUGGUGAAGAACUUUCCACGUCUUCUGGCAGUGAUGAGGAUGUCAUCAAACAGUUUGAGAUUUCUGUGUCCCGAUCCCAGAGUUUCCAUGCUGGAGCCUCUGAAAAAGGAAGGCCCACUGGAUUGGAGCAGAAACCAAAAUGCAGGCGCCUACUCUCUCCCCACGAGGAAGACAGCACGGAGGUGUCUGCCUGUGAAGAUUUGGAUGGCACCAGCCAAUUGAAUUAUUCUGAGAUUCUAUCUUGCGAAGAUCACCCCAUCUCCACCCCCUCACAGUCCUCAUGUGAAAGAGGGGAUACCAGGUACCAUGGCACCUCUCCUCAAGAGACCCGUGUGGUCCAAAGCCUCAGUUGUCAGUCCACAGAGGGCAGCUUGGAGAUGGAGACACCUUUUAACACUCGUGGAUUUGAAGAUUCCUAUGCCACUGACAGCUCCUCUGUAUGGAGUCCAGAGGAACAGGAUGGGACCACUUUGCAGGUGCCCUCCAGGCUCUUGGAGCCCAUCUCAAAGUGCGGCAACCUAGAUGUCAUGUUUGAAUAUAGAGUUGCAACCCAGAAGCUCACCGUGACCAUUGUGAGAGCACAGGGCCUCCCAGAUAAGGAUCGAAGUGGUGUCAACAACUGGCACGUUCAUGUCGUGCUAUUGCCUAGUAAGAAACAGAGGGGCAGGACAAGCAUACAAAGAGGGCCCAACCCUGUCUUCAAGGAGAAAGUAACUUUUGCCAAGCUGGAGCCCAGAGAUGUGGCUUCCUGUGCUGUUCGCUUUCGUCUCUAUGCUGCCCGUAAGAUGACCCGAGAGAGAAUGAUGGGAGAGAAACUCUUCUAUCUCAGCCACCUGCACCCGGAAGGGGAAAUGAAGGUGACUCUGGUCCUGGAGCCAAGGAGUAAUAGUGGAGAGUCUCCGCUCGGCCCAUCUGCAGUUUCUCACAGUGAUAGUGCCUCAUCCACGCAGUCGUUGUCACAUGGAGGGGCGCCAGAGCUAUUGGUGGGGCUGUCCUACAAUGCCACAACAGGCCGAUUAUCUGUGGAAAUGAUCAAAGGCAGCCAUUUCCGAAACCUCGCUGUUAACCGAGCACCUGAUACAUAUGGAAAACUCUUUCUGCUCAAUUCUGUGGGUCAAGAGAUGUCCCGCUGCAAGACAAGCCUUCGACGUGGUCAGCCUAAUCCUGUGUACAAGGAGACCUUUGUCUUCCAGGUGGCUCUCUUCCAGCUCUCAGAUGUCACGCUGAUGAUUUCCAUUUAUAACAGGCGUACUAUGAAGCGUAAAGAAAUGAUUGGCUGGAUUGCUCUGGGACAGAACAGCAGUGGAGAGGAGGAGCAAGAUCACUGGGAAGAAAUGAAGGAAAUCAAAGGCCAACAAGUGUGUAGAUGGCACACACUGCUGGAAUCCUAGGUUGGCCAACUGGUGUUCAUGUGCUAUAUGUGGAUUGGUCACCUGUAUUCCUGAAUGUUGACACCAAACCAGUGCAUCCUGGCAAGCUUUUCAGGCUUUCAAAUUGAGAUUUUACUAACCCUGAAGCAUUCUGAGCGGAAGCUUUGGGUUUCUGAACAGUUGGAUUUAGCUUUAAAUAUUGUAAUAAAAAACUGCAAUACCCA
Molecule: messenger RNA, 2267 nt
Organism: Heterocephalus glaber (naked mole-rat)
Lineage: Eukaryota; Metazoa; Chordata; Mammalia; Rodentia; Bathyergidae
Gene: Syt16
Product: synaptotagmin 16
Molecular function (GO): phospholipid binding
Source: RefSeq, a predicted model, not a curated record